UCGGUUUCAGGCGGAGGGGUGGAGCGGCGCGCAUAGGCUGCUGGGAUCCUUCUCCUCGCCUCCCCUCCCCAGUUUAGUCCUCCCACUUCCCGGCAUGCUCUGGGCUCUCCAAAUGGGAGGGGGAGACGCAAGAUGGCGGCAGCCGCGAACUCAGGCUCCAGCCUCCCGCUGUUCGACUGCCCGACUUGGGCAGGUAAACCCCCUCCUGGUUUACAUCUGGAUGUGGUCAAAGGAGACAAGUUAAUUGAGAAACUGAUCAUUGAUGAAAAGAAGUAUUACCUGUUUGGGAGAAACCCUGAUCUAUGUGAUUUUACCAUUGAUCACCAAUCUUGCUCCCGAGUCCAUGCUGCCUUGGUCUACCACAAGCAUCUGAAGAGAGUUUUCCUAAUAGAUCUCAACAGUACACACGGCACAUUCUUGGGUCAUAUUCGAUUGGAACCUCACAAGCCACAGCAGAUCCCCAUCGACUCCACAGUCUCAUUUGGUGCAUCUACACGGGCAUACACUCUGCGUGAGAAGCCUCAGACAUUGCCAUCAGCAGUGAAAGGAGAUGAGAAAAUGGGUGGAGAGGAUGAUGAACUCAAGGGCUUACUGGGCCUCCCAGAAGAGGAGACCGAACUUGAUAACUUGACAGAGUUCAACACAGCCCAUAACAAACGGAUUUCCACUCUUACUAUUGAAGAAGGGAAUUUGGAUAUCCAGAGACCAAAGAGGAAACGGAAGAACUCUAGGGUAACAUUCAGUGAAGAUGAUGAGAUUAUUAAUCCGGAGGAUGUGGAUCCUUCUGUUGGAAGAUUCCGAAACAUGGUGCAGACUGCAGUGGUCCCAGUUAAGAAGAAACGUGUAGAAGGCCCUGGCUCCCUCAGUUUGGAGGAGUCAGUGAGCAGGCGCAUGCAGAACUUUCCAUUCAGCGGAGGAUUGUAUGGGGGUCUGCCCCCUACCCACAGUGAGGCAGGCUCUCAGUCACAUGGCAUCCACGGGACUGCACUCAUUGGUGGCCUGCCCAUGCCCUAUCCGAACCUCGCUCCUGAGGUGGACUUGACCCCUGUUGUGCCAUCAGCAGUGAAUAUGAACCCUGCACCAAACCCUGCGGUCUACAAUCCUGAAGCUGUAAACGAGCCCAAGAAGAAGAAAUAUGCAAAGGAGGCUUGGCCUGGCAAAAAGCCCACACCCUCCUUAUUGAUUUGAUAUUUUUGGUCCUGGGGGGGGGUGGGGGGUGGGAAUGGGGUGGAAGGGUGGUUUGGGAGCUAAUGAACUGAGGAAAAAAAAAACUUUCCAUGUGUGCAGUAUCGUCUUUCAGAAUGUCUCUUGGUGUCCUAACCAUGUAAUUUUAAGACUGGGGCUGGGGUUGGGGUUGAAAUAUCCCCUUAAAGAUCUGUCUUCAGAAUGCUUUCUAUGUAUAGGAAUUUAUUUCAUGCAUCCUUUGAGCUAAAAUGCCCAGCCACCUAUUCUCCAGGCCCUUUGAACCUCCUCUUCUAGGAUCAUUUUUUUUAUUUGAUGUUAUAUAUCUGUGUGUAUAUAUAUCAUUUGUAAUGAACACCAGGCCCUCAUCUCCAAAAAUUCAAGAUAAGUUGGAUGGCUAUGUAGCAAGAAAGCUACUAGUAUUACUGAUGAUGUAGGUCAUGUGACCUGAUUUGUAUUUGCUGUACUUGAAAUUCCCAGAUAGUUUUGAUUUUAAUGAAUUUUCCCUAUGGUAAUAGCGCUGUCAUGGAUUAUAGACUGGUCAGAAAAGGUUCUAGAGUUCUUCAUGGGAACUUUAUCUAGGUUUAAACUUAAAAGAUUUUCCCCAGGUCAACAAGUUGAAAUCCCAUAGUUAGGCCUUUCCCUUCUGUCCUUGCUGUUGGGGUGAGAAUGGUUUGAUCUCUCUUCCUCUGUAAGCAUUGCAUAGAUACAGGACUGUAGUUUGGGGUUACAACAUGGUUUUAAUUUUACCCAUGUUUUCUUAUAAAAUGUCAACACUCCAUUUGCAAAUAUUUCGCAUUUCUUUCAGGGUACUAUUUUCUCAAGGCUUUAUUUCUCCUCUCAAAAUGUGUUAUAAAGAUAAUUUUUUUUAAGGCUAUGACCAGUUUAGGGUAGUUUAAACUGAGAAUUAAAUGAUUUUAUUUGGCAAGUGACUGACUGAAGGAGGACUUUAUGGCUAGAUUCAGCAGCUUUUUCCUCCCUGUGAAUGCAAGUCCUUGUUAGCUAAGAGCUGUAAGACUGGUCUUGACCUACACACAGGAGGUGAAGAUAGGAAACAUUGAUGUGAGCUUUGGACAGAAGUUUGUACAUCUGUGAAAUAGGCUUUUUUCCACAUUUCUGUGUAGCUUUUUACUUGUAACCUUGAUUACAUUGUAAAUUAAAUUCGACUUUUUGCCAUUUGGGCUGGGUUAGUGUUUCAGUCCCCAUUACCUACUCCCACAUGGUUAGAGAGUGUUUUCCAUCCCAGAAUGUACUGAUCUGUUCCCAUUUUGGCAAUGCAAAUGAAGAUUUCUGAUGAAGGUGGAAAUUCUAAUUAGCUAUGUAGGUCCCCCAGCUAGAGCUGAAGGACAUAAAGUAGGUUACUGUCCUUCCUCAUGGAGAGAAAGCUUCUGUAGCCCUGCCCACCCAAGGGUGUAUGCUUGGUGUUGUUUUUCUACUAGUGAGAAUCGUUUGUGCAAAGCUGCCUCCCAACCCUUCAAGCAGUACCCCCACCUUCUGGGACCAAUUAACAUGUGUUUUUGAGGUGGUGUGGUGGUGGAACAAACUGAAGCCAAAGGUUAAGAUAGUGGAGUUUUGCAGUUAAAUAAAGGUAAUAGCUUUUUAAUUAAA
Molecule: messenger RNA, 2790 nt
Organism: Monodelphis domestica (gray short-tailed opossum)
Lineage: Eukaryota; Metazoa; Chordata; Mammalia; Didelphimorphia; Didelphidae
Gene: PPP1R8
Product: protein phosphatase 1 regulatory subunit 8
Molecular function (GO): protein binding
Source: RefSeq, a predicted model, not a curated record